AGGACGGCGCCGACUGACGGGACGGGACGGACAGCGUUCUUCGACAAUCAGGCGCCGUCUGCAUUCUGCUCCGAAUUGACACUCAUUGGCACCACAGUGCGAAGCGCGUGAGGCUUCAUAGUGUUGGUUCACUGUGGGUCCCGUCCUGGAUCCGCUUCUUAACGUCCGUGUGUUGUUUCAGUGAUUUGGGAGCAGAAUCAGUCAAAGGCCGGCAGUGUUUGCAUAACGAGAACCUUGUUACGUAACCCUGACAAACGUCAAGGAGGCUGCUGAUAAGACUGAGUUUGCUGUGGCUAACAAGAAUUUCGGUCGAGGAUGUCCUCUAUCAGUGUCGCUAUCCUAACAGUUAGUGAUACUUGUGCAGGUGGACAAGCCAUUGACAAAAGCGGUCCCAACUUGGAGCAUUUGGUUGAAAAUGGAUCUCUCAUUCCGAACGCUAAAGUUAUCGACCUUGCGUGUGUUCCAGACGACGUUUCACACAUACGUAAAAAGCUGGACGCUUGGUGUACUAUUGGAAUUAACGUAAUCCUUACAACUGGUGGUACUGGGUUUUCUCCCAGAGAUGUAACACCUGAAGCCACUCGUGAAGUUUUGGACAAAGAGACCCCAGGAAUUACAAUGGCUAUGAUGAAAUAUAGCCUUGAAGUUGCUUUUCCACAUGCUAUGCUAUCAAGAGCAAUUAGUGGCAUUCGUGACAGAACUCUGAUAAUUAACCUGCCUGGAAGUUUGAAAGGUGCUGCAGAAUGCCUCAGUGCCGUAAGCCCAUGUAUUCCUCAUGCUGUAGCUCUCCUCUGUGACAACUCAAAGGAUGUGGGAACUGUGCACAAAUUGAUUCAAGCUUCAGAGCCUAAAGUUAAAACUUUGGACUCCAAACCCGAACAUACUCACAACCACCACCACCACCAUCACCACCACCACAGUCACAGUCAUUGCAACCAUGGGGACAAACAUCUCGAGAGCAAGGUGGAUGUUCAUAAAGUUGCUGAACGGUCAAGACAUUCACCCUACCCCAUGAUGGAGGUCCCAGUGGCUCAGUCAAAAGUCUUAGCUGCAGCCAACAUUCUGGGUACAGAAUCAAUGUAUUUCAGAGAUGCAAUUGGCCGUGUAUUGGCAGAGGAUGUUUUUGCCAAUGAUCCUCUUCCUCCUUUCCCUGCAUCGAUUAAGGAUGGUUAUGCUGUCAUAGCUGCUGAUGGGGCUGGCAAAAGGAAAGUGUUGGGCUCAUCUGCUGCUGGUCAAGUGCCUGGUGGAGUCUCUUUGCAGAGAGGCCAAUGUGUUCGCAUCACAACUGGAGCUGCCGUCCCAGCAGGAGCAGACAGUGUUGUCCAGGUUGAAGAUACACAUUUAGUGCAUGCUUCUGCAGACAAUACUGAGGAACUGGAAAUCAAUAUUAUGAAAAUUCCAAAAGUUGGAGAGGAUAUCAGGCCUCUAGGCAGUGAUAUUCAGGCGGGUCAGUUGGUUUUGGCUUCAGGAAGUACCUUGGGGCCUGCAGAACUUGGAUUACUGGCCACAGUUGGUGUCACAUCUAUACAGGUUUAUAGAUGUCCAAAAGUGGCUGUGUUGUCAACCGGAAAUGAACUUCAAGACCCCAAAGAAGGAGAGCCCCUGAAAGCGGGCCAUAUCAGAGAUUCAAACAAGACCACUCUCCUCGCUUUACUUCAAGAGCAUGGAUUUUCUGCAAUUGACAUGGGCAUUGCCCCUGACGAGCCACAGGCUCUACUGGAUGCAUUGCAAAAAAGCCUAAGCUGUGCAGAUGUUGUUGUCACUACAGGUGGAGUCUCCAUGGGAGAAAGGGAUUUACUGAAAAGUAUUCUUACCACUGAUCUUAAUGCAUCAUUACAUUUUGGACGUAUCAACAUGAAACCAGGGAAACCAACUACAUUUGCUACUUGUAAUUUUAUGGAUGAGAAACGCUUGGUAUUUGGGUUGCCUGGCAAUCCAGUAUCAGCAACUGUUACUUGUCAUCUUUUUGUCUUGCCUGCUCUGCGCAAAAUGUGUGGAUAUUCUAAUCCAAUGCCACCUACACUAAAGGCUACAAUUACAGAAGAUUUGCAUUUAGACACACGUCCAGAAUAUCACAGGGCUGUCUUAAACUGGCUUCCUGGUGAGGGCAUUCCCUCUGUGAAAAGCACUGGCAAUCAACUAAGCAGCCGCCUCCUCAGCUGCUACAGUUCCAAUUGCUUCAUAGUUCUGCCGGCCUCAGAAAAGUGCUUUAAGCUACCAAGUGGAUCAAUGGUAGAUGCCGUCUUGCUUAAAAUGCUGUAGUUUUGGAAAUAUAGAUUUGCUUCCUACCUACUUCUAUAUGAAACAUGAUAGUUGGAUUCGACCAAAACCACUGAAACAAUUUAAUUGUAUGAAUGUUUAUAAUUUGAUGUGCCCUUACAUCCCCGUUGUGAAGUAUGAAUAAAAAUAAGUAGUAACUGUU
Messenger RNA from Thrips palmi, 2422 nucleotides. RefSeq names its product gephyrin (gene cin). The record is from RefSeq and is a predicted model, not a curated record. The coding region runs from base 316 to 2262 and encodes 648 amino acids. Gene Ontology annotation, molecular function: molybdopterin molybdotransferase activity. Gene Ontology annotation, biological process: Mo-molybdopterin cofactor biosynthetic process; molybdenum incorporation into molybdenum-molybdopterin complex; postsynaptic neurotransmitter receptor diffusion trapping. The transcript has 13 exons. NCBI's taxonomy places the organism in Eukaryota, Metazoa, Arthropoda, Insecta, Thysanoptera, Thripidae. Gene Ontology annotation, cellular component: cytosol; dendrite; postsynaptic membrane.